GAGCCGCGGCGGCUGCUGCGGCUGCUGCUGCUGCUUUUUUUUCUUCCCUCCCGCCUAAUUCGGGUGGGUGGCCCAGCGGGUUCUGACGCGCAGGCUCCGGAGGUGCUGUUGCUUGUCUUCUCACCCGUCUACCGCUCCUCCUCCUCGGGAAAAAGACCGCCCGGAGGUCUGGUGGAGGAGCUCUGGAGAGCGCAGAAUUUGGAAUCGAGUGGAUUUUUCUGACAUAUUUGAUCAUACGACCCAGGAGUACUUGGAGAGAAAACUGGUUCCAGACCAGCUGGACUGACCCUAAAAAUGAGUCCUGCAGAUACCCUUGAUGAUGAAAAUACCUUUAAAAUCUUAGUUGCAACAGAUAUUCAUCUGGGAUUUAUGGAGAAAGAUGCAGUCAGAGGAAAUGAUACGUAUGUAACACUGGAUGAGAUUUUAAGACUUGCCCAAGAAAAUGAAGUGGAUUUUAUUUUGUUAGGUGGUGAUCUUUUUCAUGAAAAUAAGCCCUCAAGAAAAACAUUACAUACCUGCCUCGAGUUAUUAAGAAAAUAUUGCAUGGGUGAUCGUCCUGUACAGUUUGAAAUUCUCAGCGAUCAGUCAGUCAACUUUGGUUUUAGUAAGUUUCCGUGGGUGAACUACCAAGAUGGCAAUCUCAACAUUUCGAUUCCAGUGUUUAGUAUUCAUGGCAAUCAUGAUGAUCCGACAGGGGCAGAUGCACUCUGCGCCCUGGAUGUUUUAAGUUGUGCUGGAUUUGUAAAUCACUUUGGACGUUCAAUGUCUGUGGAGAAGAUAGACAUCAGUCCAGUUUUACUCCAAAAAGGAAGCACAAAAAUUGCUCUAUAUGGCUUAGGGUCCAUUCCAGAUGAGAGGCUCUAUCGAAUGUUUGUCAAUAAAAAAGUAACAAUGUUGAGACCAAAAGAAGAUGAGAACUCUUGGUUUAACUUAUUUGUGAUUCAUCAGAACAGGAGUAAACACGGAAAUACUAACUUCAUUCCAGAACAAUUUUUGGAUGACUUCAUUGAUCUUGUUAUCUGGGGCCAUGAACAUGAGUGUAAAAUAGCUCCAACCAAAAAUGAGCAACAACUCUUUUAUGUAUCCCAACCUGGAAGUUCAGUGGUUACUUCUCUUUCCCCAGGAGAAACUGUAAAGAAACACGUCGGUUUGCUGCGUAUCAAAGGAAGGAAAAUGAAUAUGCAGAAAAUCCCUCUUAACACAGUUCGGCAGUUUUUCAUGGAGGAUGUUGUUCUGGCUGACCAUCCAGAGAUUUUUAACCCAGAUAAUCCCAAAGUAACCCAGGCCAUUCAGAGCUUCUGUUUGGAGAAGAUUAAAGAAAUGCUUGAAAAUGCUGAACGAGAACGUCUGGGAAAUUCUCAACAGCCAGAGAAGCCUCUUAUACGACUGCGAGUGGACUAUAGUGGAGGUUUUGAGCCUUUCAGUGUUCUUCGCUUUAGCCAGAAAUUUGUGGAUCGGGUAGCUAAUCCAAAAGAUGUUAUCCAUUUUUUCAGGCAUAGAGAACAAAAGGAGAAGACAGGAGAAGAGAUCAACUUUGGGAAGCUCAUUACAAAACCUUCAGAAGGAACAACCCUAAGAGUAGAAGACCUUGUAAAACAGUAUUUUCAAACUGCAGAAAAGAAUGUACAGCUCUCACUUCUAACAGAAAGGGGAAUGGGUGAAGCAGUACAGGAAUUUGUGGACAAGGAAGAAAAAGAUGCCAUAGAGGAGUUAGUGAAAUACCAGUUGGAAAAAACACAACGAUUUCUUAAAGAACGUCAUAUUGAUGCCCUAGAAGAGAAAAUCGAUGAAGAGGUACGCCGUUUCAGAGAAAGCAGACAAAAAAACACUAAUGAAGAAGAUGAUGAAGUUCGAGAGGCUAUGACGAGGGCCAGAGCCCUCAGAUUUCAAUCUGAGGACUCUGCUUCUGCCUUUAGUGCUGAGGACCUUAUGAGUAUAGAUUUGGCAGAACAGAUGGUUGAUGACUCUGAUGAGGACACCUCAGCAGCAACCAGUAGAGGAAGAGGCCGGGGCCGAGGCCGACGAGGAGGAAGAGGGCAGAAUUCAGCCUUGAGAGGAGGGUCUCAGAGAGGAAGAGUAGGCACUGGUCUGGAGACUUCUACUCGAGGCAGAAGUUCAAAGGCCACUACGUCAACAUCUAGAAACAUGUCUAUUAUAGAUGCCUUUAAAUCUACAAGACAGCAGCCGUCCCGAAAUGUUGCUACUAAGAAUUAUUCAGAGGUGAUUGAGGUGGAUGAGUCAGAUGUGGAAGAAGACAUUUUUCCUACCACUUCAAAAACAGAACAAAGGUGGUCGAGCACAUCAUCAAGCAAGCGCAUGUCCCAGAGCCAAAUAGCUAAAGGGGUCGAUUUUGAAUCGGAUGAGCAUAUGACUCAGACCUUUCAUUUGGAGCUUCACCUGUUGCUGUCAUGUUCCUGUAUCCCAGCUGCGUUUUGAGCCAGCUUUAGGAGAAGACCCACCAGCAGUUCAGGCUACAGAGAAAAAUGGCAGCAUGAGCUCCGUCUACCUGUGAAAUACUACCAUGUUGCCUCUGGGAGGAAAGCAAGUGGCUGUGUACUCAUUGUUCAUUCUAAAGCAUCUAGACAGACAUGUUAAUAUGUUACAGUUAGAGAUUUGUAUAUAGUUCAUGUUAACUACAAGGAAAAACUAUUAGCAAAUUAUUAUGCCAAAGUUUGGAUUUAUCUCUGAUUUAUUAAUAAGUUCUGCCUUUGUUAAUAGCAGAAAAUGAAUUACUAAAUGUGAUUUGUAUUUUUUAAGGACUCCAUUUCUCACUAGAGAUAGCUAACUUAGCUAACGUUUGAAUGUGUUGAUUCCAUCAACAAAGCCUAACACCAAAUAAUUAUCCCUUUUUAUUAGUAUCUUAAACAUAAAUCAAAAAUUUACAAGCAAAUUUGCUUUCUUCUAAAUGUUUAGCUAGAGAAUACAUAAGAAUCAUUUUAUCCUUAUUAAAUGUUAUAAUUUGGGCUUAUCUGAAGUUUGUUGGUUUUCCUUCUCUUUAACUAAAUUGUUAGUACUGGUAUUUGAUAUUCCUGUCUGCUCUUAAUAUGCAUAUAAUCUUCAGCCUCAUUCCAGCACGGGAACUUUCAUACUACUUCUUUUUCCACAAAGAUAUUUGAAAGAUUGAUUUGUUAGGUGGUUUUUUGCAGCAGUCCGAGAGUAGCUGUCUACUGCUAGCAUGAAAUGGGUAAUGGGAAAUAAAAAUUACAGCUAUUUCUGAGUUAGGUCAUGUGAUUUCAUUAUUUAAGGGGGUGAGUUUCCAGAACAUUAGGUAACACCAGUAAUAAAAUGUAACUGGAAAAAAACCUAUUCAAAAAGCAGAGGGACAUCUGGUUGGCUAAGUGGUUGAGCAUCUGCCUUUGGCUCAGUGAUCCCGAGGUCCUAGGGUGGAGUCCUGCAUCAGGCUCCACACAGGGAGCCUGCUUCUCCCUCUGUCUGUAUCUCUGCCUCUUUCUGUGUCUCUCAUGAAUAAAUAAAUGAAAUCUUUAAAAAAACACACACACAAAAAAAAAAAAAAAACAAAAAGCAAACAGAAAUGACUUAAAGAAUAUUAAUUUUCCUGGUUUAGCCACACCUUAUUUGCCUUUAUUAAAGUUAAUAAUUAAGAGAAAUGUAUAUGGUAUAUAUUGUAGGGCUACACACACACACACACACAGAUAUAUAUAUCUCACAGUUAUUUUCAGUGCUUGCUAAGAAUUUUAUUGACUUAUUUAACAGGGAAAUAGCUACCAGAGAAGAGAGGAAAAGAUAAAUGAACAAACUAUUCAUAUUUAUAACGGAAAUAGAAAAAUGAAUGUCUGCCUCAUGUGAAAGGAGGAAAUGGCUUUUACUGGUAUUAUUGUUUACCCAUGUCUGUCUUGUCUGAGUGAAGCGUGGAACAAUCACUCACAUAAAUUUGUAUGUGA
Messenger RNA from Nyctereutes procyonoides (raccoon dog), 3902 nucleotides. It is a transcript of the gene MRE11, whose product is annotated as MRE11 homolog, double strand break repair nuclease. Gene Ontology annotation, biological process: mitotic intra-S DNA damage checkpoint signaling; mitotic G2 DNA damage checkpoint signaling; meiotic DNA double-strand break formation. The coding region runs from base 295 to 2436 and encodes 713 amino acids. Gene Ontology annotation, molecular function: DNA endonuclease activity; 3'-5'-DNA exonuclease activity; manganese ion binding. NCBI's taxonomy places the organism in Eukaryota, Metazoa, Chordata, Mammalia, Carnivora, Canidae. Gene Ontology annotation, cellular component: nucleus; Mre11 complex. The record is from RefSeq and is a predicted model, not a curated record. The transcript is spliced from 20 exons.